CCUCUCACAAUAUAUAACACAUCCACAUUCCAUGAACGUCACAAAAACGUUACUUAAAACCGAUUAAACAUCAUGGUCACUAGACAAAAACCGUGAGUGUGUGAUGAUGAAGAAGAGUUGUUCAUCUUCUUUCCAGAACUUGGGUUCUUUCCCAAGUCCAGGGGAUCCAUACUACAGAAGCCUCGGGAACCAAAAGGGGUGGAGCUCAGAGAGAGUUUCGAAGCCUUCAAGCAGCAUCAGCAGAAGACACACUAUGUCAGGGUUGAUAACACCGCUGAGCGGUGGAAGAACAAUGCCUUCUAAAUGGGACGAGGCCGAGAGGUGGAUUUGUAGCCCAGUUUCGGCCUAUGCUGAGAGCAGAAGCUCGCAUGCACAGCUUCAGCGUCGGCCCAAGUCCAUUAGCGGCCCAAUUGUGCCUCCUGGAGUGGCUGCUUUCUACUCCAAUUAUUCGCCUGUGGUUCCUCUGCGCCAAGGUUUGGUUGUGAGGAACUUAGUGGUGGGUUCACCCUUCUCCACUGGGGUCUUGGCACCGGUUGCUGUUUCUGUUCACCAUUAUGAUGCACAUGAUGCCACCGUUUUUGGCUAUGAGAAUAAUGAGGUGUUACUUUCUUCGAUGUCCACUGCACCCACGUGCUCUCAACUGCCCUGUGACCAAUCAUCUCAUAUUUCUCAAGAUGAGAAACAUGAUGAAACGAUGAAUGAGGAGAACCUAACAUCUCAUUCCUCGAGGUGUGAUAAAGGUACCCAAAUGAGUCCUUCAGAGACAGAGAAUGAUGCGCAUUCAUCUCCUAAAUCUUCUGCUACUUCAGUAGUGGAUCAACAAGAAUGCCAUUCUCCUAAGUUAGAGGUUAGAGAUGUGCAAGUUGACAGUCAAGCUACUAUUAUCAGGUGGUCCAAGAGGCAUGCAACCAAAUUGGCCAAUAAAGACUCACUGCACAGCAAAGACUCAAGAGCAAUUAGUGCCGAAACACAAGCAUCAUGUUGGGAAAAUGACGAACCAAAUAUGGACACUUCCAAGAUACAGAGAGAGGAAGCCAAAAUCAUUGCGUGGGAGAAUUUGCAGAAGGCAAAGGCUGAAACGGCAAUCAGGAAACUUGAGAUGAAAUUAGAAAAGAAGAGAUCGUCUUCAAUGGACAAGAUCCUAAACAAGCUGAGAAGGGCACAGUUGAAAGCUGAAAGUAUGAGAAGCUCAGUACCUGAACAACAGGGCCAUCAGGUUUCCAAGUGCAGAGUGUUUUCAUUCUCCAAAUAUGCGCAGAUAUGGUCUCCAACCAGCUGCUUCAGCAGCCAUGAUCAAUGAUCGAUUGAUCCCAUGUAAAAUCCCUCAAGACAUUAAGGUUUGACCAGUUUAUAAUGGAAUAUACUACAUUGUCUUAAUGCCAAUUUGAUGUAAUUGGCACGGGUUAGAAAGCCUAACACCAUUAUUUGCACCUAUGUACGUGUGUAUUCCGUGUAUAUAAAAGCACAGCGGUUGCGACGUACUUUCUUUUUUCUUUUUCUAGAUAUUUUUUUCUCGAUUUCUUUAUGAACAUGCUAAGUACUCGUGGCUGGUGAUUGAUGAAAAAUUACUACAUGGUCCAUGAUCAACUGGUUCUGUAUCAUACUUGUAAACUUGCCAAGGAUCUUCCACCUGCUGAGAAGGUAAGAUCACCUUAAAAAUGUCAAUAUUGAUCAUUUGUGUGAAACACUUUUCA
This is a messenger RNA of Cajanus cajan (pigeon pea), 1694 nucleotides long. RefSeq lists its product as uncharacterized. The record is from RefSeq and is a predicted model, not a curated record. Lineage: Eukaryota; Viridiplantae; Streptophyta; Magnoliopsida; Fabales; Fabaceae.